GUUGUGGGCAGCAUGGACGCCCACCCAAGCAGGUACUGUGCUACAGUGCGGGUCCAGAGGCCCCGACAGGAAGUCAUCCAGGACCUGGCCUCCAUGGUGAAAGAGCUCCUGAUCCAGUUCUACAAAUCCACCCGCUACAAGCCAACCAGGAUCAUCUUCUACAGGGACGGGGUGUCAGAGGGGCAAUUCAGACAUGUGCUGUACUACGAGCUGCUGGCCAUAAGGGAGGCUUGCAUCAGUCUGGAGAAGGAGUACCAGCCGGGCAUCACUUACAUUGUGGUACAGAAACGCCAUCACACACGUCUCUUCUGUGCAGAUCGCAACGAGCGGGUUGGACGAAGUGGAAACAUUCCUGCCGGCACCACAGUGGACACGGACAUCACUCACCCCUACGAGUUCGACUUUUACCUCUGCAGCCACGCUGGAAUCCAG
Molecule: messenger RNA, 432 nt
Organism: Notothenia coriiceps (black rockcod)
Lineage: Eukaryota; Metazoa; Chordata; Actinopteri; Perciformes; Nototheniidae
Product: protein argonaute-3-like
Exons: 3
Molecular function (GO): nucleic acid binding
Source: RefSeq, a predicted model, not a curated record